UGGGGAGCUGCUUCCAUGGAGAGCCAUUUGACCAUGUUGCUGCUGCUCCUGCUGCUGCCCCUGCAGCAUUUUGGAAACUGUGAAGGAACCUCAAGACCACAUAGUACUUUGCCAAUGCAGUUCACUCAAGCGCACUACAAUGCCACCGUCUAUGAGAACUCUGCUGCCAAGACUUACAUUGGGCAUCCGGUUAAAAUGGGCAUUUACAUCACAGACUCGCUGUGGGAUAUAAAGUACAAGAUAAUUUCUGGGGACACUGAGAACUUGUUCAAAGCUGAAGAGCAUGUUUUGGGAGACUUCUGUUUUUUGAGAAUACGGACCAAGGGAGGAAACACAGCUAUACUUAACAGAGAAGUAAAAGACCACUACAUAUUAACUGUCAAAGCAAUAGAAAAGAACACAAAUGCAGAAGUUCGCACAAAAGUCAGAGUGCAAGUACUGGAUACAAAUGAUUUAAGACCUUUGUUUUCCCCAACUUCUUACAGUGUUUCAUUGCCUGAGAAUACAGCAAUAAGGACCAGUGUUGCGAGAGUCAGUGCAACGGAUGCAGAUAUCGGAACUAAUGGGGAAUUUUAUUACAGUUUCAAAGACAGGACAGAUAUGUUUGCUAUACAUCCAACCAGUGGUAUUAUAGUUCUUACUGGCAGACUUGAUUAUUCAGAAACAAAGGUUUAUGAUCUGGAAAUCCUUGCUGUGGAUCGUGGAAUGAAACUCUAUGGCAGCAGCGGUAUCAGUAGUAUGGCAAGGUUGACUGUUUACAUAGAGCAGGCUAACGAACAUGCUCCAGUUAUCACAGCCCUUGCUUUGGUUCCUUCAGAGCUGGACAAAGAUCCAGCAUAUGCGGUUGUAACUGUUGAGGAUAGGGAUCAAGGCUUGAAUGGAGAGGUAGCAUCUCUGAGCAUUGUGGCAGGUGAUCCCCUUCAGCAGUUUAAAGCUGUGAGGACUUUUCCUGGUGGAAAAGAAUAUAAAAUCAAAGCUGUUAGCCAUAUUGAUUGGGAGAACCAACCAUUUGGCUAUAACCUCACUCUGCAAGCUAAAGAUAAAGGAAAUCCUCCAAAGUUUUCUUCUGUAAAAGUAAUCCAUGUGGUAUCUCCCCAGUUUAGAUCUGGACCAGCGCAGUUUGAAAAAGAUGUUUAUAGAGCAGAGAUAAGCGAAUUUGCCCCACCCAACACACCUGUGACUAUGGUAAAAACUAUGCCUAAUUACUCCCAUUUAAAAUAUGUGUUUAAAAAUGCACCAACCAGAAUCAGAUUCAAUUUAAAUCCUCACACUGGCCUUAUUACUACUUUAGAUCCCAUAAAAGCACAACACGCUUCUCAUUUUGAAGUUGAUAUCAUGACGAGUGACAGAAAAGCAUUUACAAAAGUAUUGAUUAAAGUCAUAGAUGUGAACACGCACUCACCUGAAUUUACACAGACAUCUUAUAAAGCUUCUUUUGAUGAGAAUGUGCCUGUAGGAACGAGUGUCAUGAGUGUGAGUGCGAAUGACCUUGAUGAAGGUGAAAGCGGCUAUGUGACAUAUAGCAUUGCAAACCUAAACCCUGUUCCUUUCGUGAUAGACCACUUUACCGGUGUUGUUAGUACCGCUGAGAACAUGGAUUAUGAGUUAAUGCCAAGAAUUUAUAAUUUAAGAAUUCGCGCUUCUGACUGGGGCACGCCAUAUCGCCGAGAAGCUGAAGUUCCUGUUACUAUAGGUUUAAAUAAUUUGAACGAUAACAUUCCACUGUUUGAGAAAAUAAAUUGUGUAGGAACAAUCUCUAGAGAACUUGGUGUUGGGGAACAAAUAACAACUGUAUCUGCUAUUGAUGCUGAUGAGCUGCAGUUGGUACAAUACCAAAUUGAAUCUGGAAACGAAUUAGACUUAUUUAGUUUAAAUCCAAACUCUGGAGUUCUUUCCCUGAAGCAAUCAUUAGUAGAUGGCUUAGGUGCAAAAGCAUCCUUUCACAGCUUGAGAAUAACAGCUACAGAUGGAGAGAACUUUGCAAUGCCUUUGUAUAUUAAUAUCACUGUAGUUGCCAGCCGCAAACCAGUGAGUUUACAGUGUGAAGAGACUGGUGUGGCCAAAAUGCUGGCAGAGAAGUUACUGCAAGCCAAUAAGCUGCAUGGUCGUAGUGAGGUUGAGGAUGCCUUUUUUGACACCCACUCUGUGAACUUGCAUACACCUCAAUUUGGAAAUAAUCUUCCUCGUAGCAUUGAAGUAAGAGAAGAUCAGCUGGUAGGUUCCAGCAUAAUACUUAUGAAUGCUACUGAUCUUGACACUGGUUUCAAUGGAAAACUUGUCUAUGCCAUCUCUGGAGGUAAUAAUGAUAGCAGUUUUACCAUUGGCAUGGAAACAGGAGUGCUAAAAAUUUUAUCUCCCCUUGAUCGUGAAGUAAAAGAUAAGUACAUGUUGAAUGUUACUGUUUAUGAUCUUGGAAUACCGCAGAAAUCCAGCUGGCAACUUUUAGACAUUAAUGUUUUAGAUGUCAAUGACAAUAGUCCAGAAUUUUUACAGGACAGCUAUUUUGUUGAUGUGAAUGAAAACAUUGACCUGGAUACAGAAAUAAUUCAUAUAGAAGCCAUAGAUAAAGAUUUGGGGUCUAACGGAGAAGUGCGAUAUUCAAUUCUCACAGAUACAGAUAAGUUUUCUAUUAAUAGUGUGACAGGUGUUGUGAAAGUUGCAGGGCCUCUAGAUCGUGAGGUACAGCCCGUGCAUUUCCUGAGAAUAGAGGCCAGGGACCAAGCUAAAGAUGAACCGCAGUUGUUUUCAGCUGUACUACUGAAGGUAACUUUGGAUGAUAUCAACGAUAAUCCUCCUAAAUUUAUUCCAUCAAAUUAUCGUGUGAAAAUUCGGGAGGACCUUCCAGAAGGAACAGUCAUCACAUGGCUGGAAGCCUAUGAUCCUGAUUUAGGUCAGUCAAGUCAAGUGCGAUAUAACCUCUUAGAAGGUGGGGAUGGAAGCUUUGACAUAGACAAACUGAGUGGAGCAGUUCGUAUUGUCCAAAGAUUGGAUUUUGAGAGGAAACAAUUUUAUAAUCUAACUGUGCGUGCCAAAGAUAAAGGGAAGCCUAUUUCAUUGUCUUCUACCUGUUACGUUGAAAUUGAAGUGGUAGAUGUAAAUGAAAAUCUUCACCCACCACAUUUUCAUAACUUUGUGGAUAAAGGUUUUGUAAAUGAAGAUGUUCCUGUUGGAACUUCAGUGAUGACUAUAUCUGCUUAUGACGAGGAUACAGGAAGAGACGGAGAGAUUAGAUACUCCAUAAGAGAUGGAUCUGGCAUUGGAGUUUUUAGAAUAGAUGAAGAAAAAGGUAUUAUAGAAACCGUUGAUUUGCUUGAUCGCGAAACAACUUCCCAUUACUGGCUCACUGUGUAUGCAACAGACCGUGGUGUGGUGCCUCUUUCUUCCUUCAUUGAAAUCUACAUAGAAGUCGGAGAUGUUAAUGACAAUGCUCCACAGACAACUCGGCCUGUUUAUUACCCUGAAGUCAUGGAAAAUUCACCCAAGGAUGUGUCAGUCAUUCACAUAGAGGCAGUGGAUGCAGACUCUAGGUCUAAUGACAAGCUGACCUACAAGAUUACUAGUGGAAACCCACAGGGAUUCUUUUUCAUGAAUCCGAAAACAGGUCUAAUUACAACAACAUCAAGAAGACUUGACCGAGAACAGCAAGCAGAGCACAUACUAGAGGUAACAGUGACAGACAAUGGUAUCCCACCAAAAUCAACCCUUGCCCGGGUCAUAGUCAAGAUCUUAGAUGAAAAUGAUAAUAAGCCUCAGUUCUUGCAAAAGUUCUACCAGAUCAGACUGCCUGAACGCGAAAGACCGGAGAGGGAGAGGACUGCCAGAAGGGAUCCUGUCUAUCGUGUUUUGGCAGCAGAUAAGGAUGAAGGACCCAAUGCAGAAAUAUCUUACAGCAUUGAAGAAGGCGAUGAACAUGGCAAAUUUUUUAUUGAGCCAAAAACUGGAAUUGUCUCAUCUAAGAAGUACUCUGGUGCAGGAGAAUAUGACAUUCUUACAAUCAAAGCUGUGGAUAAUGGCCGUCCGCAAAAAUCAUCAACAACUCGCCUUCAUAUAGAAUGGAUCCCAAAGCCCAGUCCAGCUCCUGAACCAAUUACUUUUGAGGAAUCAUUUUUUUCUUUUACUGUCAUGGAAAGUGAUCCAGUAGCUCACAUGAUUGGUGUAAUAGCUGUUGAACCACUUGGCACUCCACUUUGGUUUGAUAUUACAGGAGACAAGCUUGCUAGUGAAGUUUUUUACAUCUUUCAGAUGGCUUGUGACCUGAACUGUACAGCAGAAGGUGGCAACUAUGACAGCCGCUUUGAUGUGGACAAGGGCAGUGGAACCAUCAUUGUUGCUAGACCCCUUGAUGCAGAACAGAAAUCAAAUUACAACCUGACAGUAGAAGCAACAGAUGGAACCAGAACUACUGGCACUCAGGUAUACAUUAGGGUUAUAGAUACAAAUGAUCACAGGCCUGAGUUUUCUUCAUGGGAGUACCAAGUAAUUAUACCAGAGGACACAUUGCCCGAGACAGAAAUUUUGCAAAUCAGCGCUUCAGACAGAGAUGAGAAGAAUAAGCUAAUUUAUACUAUGCAGAGCAGCAUUGAUCCUGUCAGCCUUAAGAAAUUUCGUCUGGAUCCUGCAACUGGCUCCCUUUAUACUUCUGAACAUUUGGACCACGAGGUCAUCCAUCAGCACAUUCUGACUGUUAUGGUUCGAGAUCAAGAUGUUCCCGUCAAGCGCAACUUUGCUAGAAUCGUCAUCAGUGUGAGUGACACAAAUGAUCAUGCACCAUGGUUCACCAGUUCCUCCUAUGUGGGACGAGUGUAUGAGUCUGCAGCUGUGGGGUCAGUGGUACUCCAAGUUACAGCGCUGGACAAGGACAAAGGGAAAAAUGCAGAAAUUGUGUACUCCAUAGAAUCAGGGAAUAUUGGAAAUGCUUUUAAUAUACAUCCAGUCUUAGGCAGUAUUACUACUGCAAAAGAGUUGGACUUCAGCAAUCAGGAAGAGUAUACUUUGAUAGUGAAGGCCACAGAUAAAGGGACUCCUCCAAUGAGCGAAGUAACAUCAGUACACCUUUCCGUCACAAUCUCUGACAAUGCAUCCCCAAAAUUCACAAUGAAAGAAUACUCCACAGAAAUCAGUGAAAGCAGCAACAUUGGCAGUUUUGUUGGCAUGGUUACUGCAUACAGUCAGUCAUCAGUAGUUUAUGAAAUAAAAGAUGGUAAUGUGGGUGAUGUCUUCACUGUUAACCCGAAUUCUGGUGUCAUUACUUCUCAGAAGACGCUUGAUUUUGAAACAUUGCCUUUUUACACUCUCACUGUUCAGGGAACCAAUAUGGCUGGCCAGUCCUCUGACACUACUGUAUUGGUGCACCUUCAAGACGAGAAUGAUAAUGCGCCAACUUUCAUGCAAGCGGAAUACACAGGACUCGUCAGUGAAUCAGCUUCAAUUAACAGUGUGGUUCUAACCGACAAGAAUGUCCCUUUAGUGAUACGAGCUACAGAUGCUGAUAGGGAAUCAAAUGCUCUACUUGUCUAUCAGAUUGUUGAGCCAUCUGUUCACAAGUAUUUUGCUAUUGAUUCUAGUACAGGUGCUAUCCGGACAGUAAUGAGCUUGGACUAUGAAGAGACAAAUAUAUUUCACUUCUCUGUUCAAGUGCAUGAUAUGGGGACACCACGCUUCUUUGCAGAAUAUGCGGCAAAUGUUACCAUUUAUGUAAUUGACAUCAAUGACUGCUCCCCAGUGUUCUCCAAAGACUUUUAUGAGGCAACCCUGUUAGUGCCAACCUAUAAAGGGGUGAAGGUGGCUAUUGUAAAUGCUACAGAUGCUGAUUCAAGAGCCUUUUCUCAACUAAUGUAUUCUAUCACUGAAGGCAACAUUGGAGAAAAGUUUUCAAUCGAUUCCAAGACUGGGCAGAUAACUGUGCAGAACACAACACAGUUAAGAAGCAGAUAUGAAUUGACAGUCAGAGUCUCUGAUGGCAGAUUUGCAAGCACCACAUCCGUAAAAGUCAAUGUGAAAGAGAGCAAAGCAAGCCAACUGAAGUUCACUCAGAGUUCCUACCACGCUGUAGUCCAAGAAAAUUCAACAGAAGCAAAAGUAAUCGCUGUUAUUGCUGCUGUAGGGAGUCAAAUAAAUGAACCUUUGUUCUAUCAAAUUCUAAAUCCAGACAGCAGAUUUAAAAUUAGCUACACUUCAGGUGUCCUUUCAACUACUGGAAUACCAUUUGAUCGUGAACUGCAGGAGUUUUUUGAUGUUGUGGUAGAAGUGACAGCAGAGCAUAAGCCUUCUCUAGUUGCACAUGUUGUGGUGAAGGUCACUGUAGAAGACGUAAAUGAUAAUGCUCCUAUUUUUGUCAAUCUUCCAUAUUAUGCCACUGUUAAAAUAGACUCUGAAGUGGGCCAAGUUAUUCGCCGUGUCACUGCUGUGGAUAAAGACUUUGGUAGAAAUGGAGAAGUUCUUUAUUUCCUCAAAGAACAUUAUGACCUCUUCCAAAUAGGAACCACUGGUGAAAUCUCACUCAAGAAGCCGUUUGACCCAGAUACACUCAAUAAAGAGUACCUCAUCACUGUAGUAGCAAAAGAUGAAGGAGAACCAAGUUUUUCAGCUGAAGUGACGUUUCCAAUCACAGUGGUGAAUAAAGCCAUGCCGGUGUUUGAAAAACCUUUCUAUAGUGCAGAGAUACCAGAAAAUAUCCAGAUCCACAGCCCUGUUGUACAUGUGCAAGCAAAUAGCCCAGAAGGGCUCAAAGUGUUUUAUAGCAUCACAGAUGGUGACCCUUUCAAUCAGUUUACCAUCAACUUCAAUACUGGAGUUAUCAAUAUUUUUGCCCCUCUGGAUUUUGAAGCCCACCCUGCCUACAAACUGAGAAUUCGUGCAACUGAUUCUCUGUCAGGGGCCCAUGCUGAAGUAUUCGUUGACAUAAUAAUUGAAGACAUCAAUGAUAAUCCUCCUAUCUUUACAGAACAAUUUUAUGCUGCCACCCUUUCUGAGGCGUCUGUAAUUGGAACAUCUGUUGUACAUGUCAGGGCUACAGACGCUGAUUCUGGAACAAACAGAGGGAUUUCCUAUCAGUUGAUAGAAAACAGCAGCAAAAGCCAUGAUUAUUUCCACAUUGAUAGCAGCACUGGGCUCAUUUUGACAGCAAGGAGUUUGGAUUAUGAAAAGACCCAGCAACACACAUUGCUAGUAAGAGCAAUAGACAGUGGGAUGCCUCCACUGAGCAGUGACAUUAUUGUAAUUGUCAAUAUAACAGACCUGAAUGAUAACCCACCUGUAUUUAACCACCUGCUUUAUGAAGCUAGCCUCAGUGAACUGGCUCCCCGUGGACACUUUGUAACUUGUGUAAAGGCCUCUGAUGCAGACAUUUCAGAUGCAAGCAAGCUAGAGUAUUCCAUAUUAACAGGCAACGAUCACAUGAAUUUUGUAAUUGACAGCAAAACUGGUGUCAUCACCCUCUCAAACUUAUACAAACAGGUUCUGAAGCCUACUUACAGUCUUAAUGUCUCAGUUUCAGAUGGGGUCUUCAGAAGUUCAGCUCAGGUUUUCAUAAAUGUAAUUGGAGCCAAUUUACAUAGCCCCAUUUUUGCUCAGACUGAAUAUGAGGUGGAACUAGCUGAGAAUGCCCCAUUGAAUACACUGGUGAUUCAUGUUGAAGCAGUGGACAAAGAUACUGGUGACUAUGGCCACAUCACAUACCAUAUUGUGAAUGAUCUUGCAAAAGAUAGGUUUUAUACUAAUGAGAGAGGACAGAUAUUUACCUCAGAAAAGCUUGAUCGUGAAACUCCAGCUGAAAAAGUAAUCUCCAUCAGGCUAAUGGCUAAGGAUUUUGGGGGGAAAGUGGCUUUCUGCAGCAUCAGUGUAAUCCUUACUGAUGUUAAUGACAACGCCCCUUUGUUCCGAGCAACCGAAUAUGAGGCAAAUAUUGGAACUGAUGUACCAAAAGGUACAUCUGUAAUUAAAGUUUUAGCUUCUGAUGCUGAUGAGGGCACCAAUGCAGACAUCACUUACACCAUUGAAGCAGAGUCUGAAAAUGUUGAAGAGAAUUUAGAAAUUAAUCCUUUGACCGGACUUAUCACCACAAAGGAAAGUUUAAUUGGUUUAGAAAAUGAGUUCCUCACUUUUUUUGUUAGAGCAUUAGAUGGUGGGUCCCCGCAAAAGGAGACUGUUGUUCCUGUCUAUGUCCGAAUACUCCCCCCUGAAGUGCCUCUUCCAAGAUUUUCAGAGCCAUUUUAUUCUUAUACUCUUUCUGAAGAUACUCCUGUUGGAACAGAGAUAGAUGUUAUACGAGCAGAACAUACUCAGCCCUUGCUAUACACUCUAGUUAAAGGGAAUACUCCAGAAAGCAACAGGGAUGGAUAUUUUGUAAUUGACAGGCAAAAUGGAAAGAUGAAGCUUGAGAAGAGCCUUGAUCAUGAGACAACUAAAUGGUACCAGUUUUCAGUGCAAGCACAUUAUAUGAAUGAAAAUUACAAAAUUGUCUCUUCAGUAGACAUAAGCAUUCAAAUAAAAGAUGUCAAUGACAAUGAACCUAUUUUAGAGUCCAAUCCAUAUGAAGCAUAUGUUGUGGAAAAUAUGCCAGCAGGAACAAAGGUCAUUCAAGUCAAAGCAGUUGAUCAGGAUUCUGGAAUCAAUGGGCAUGUUACUUAUAUGUUGGAGACCACACAAGAGAUUGAUAUCAUAGAUACUUUUGCCAUAAACAUGGAAACAGGCUGGAUUACAACCCUAAAAGAGCUUGACCAUGAGAAGCAGGAUGCCUACAAAAUUACUGUAGUUGCAUCUGACCGAGGCGAGAAAAUUCAGUUGUCUUCUACUGCAGUCAUUGAUGUUUCUGUGACUGAUGUGAAUGACAACCCUCCACGCUUCACUGCAGAGAUUUACAAAGGCACAGUUAGUGAAGACGAUCCAACUGGAGGAGUUGUUGCUAUAUUAAGUACUACCGAUGCUGAUUCAGAAGAGGCCAACAGACAUGUCAACUAUUUCAUUACAGGAGGUGAUCCAUUAGGACAAUUUGCCGUUGAAAACAUACAGAAUGAAUGGAAAGUGUAUGUCAGAAAACCCCUGGACAGAGAAGUGAAAGAUCAUUAUCUUCUAAACAUCACAGCAACGGAUGGGAUGUUUGCAACAAAAGCCAUGGUGGAGGUGAAAGUCCUUGAUUCAAAUGACAAUGAUCCAGUUUGUGAAAAGACAUUGUACAUGGAGGCUGUGUCAGAAGAUUCCCCUCCAGGCAAACUCAUCAUGCAAGUCUCUGCCACAGAUGCAGAUAUUCGUUCAAAUGCAGAAAUUACUUAUCUCCUGUAUGGUGCUGGAGCAGAAGACUUUAGACUCAGUCCAGACACAGGUGAACUGAAAACAUUGGCAGCUCUUGACCGAGAGCAGAAAGCAGUUUAUACUCUUACAGUGAAAGCUUCAGAUGGUGGAGGAAGAUUUUGCCAUGCUAAUAUUAUUCUUAAUAUAGAAGAUGUGAAUGAUAAUGCCCCAGAGUUUACUGCUGAUCCAUACUCCAUCACAGUAUUCGAAAACACAGAGGUGAAAACUCUGUUGACCAGAGUGCAAGCUACAGAUGUGGAUUCAGGACUAAAUCGGAAGAUUCACUAUUCCUUGCUAAAUUCUGCAGACGGACAGUUUUCUAUUGAUGAAUUAUCUGGGAUAGUUCGGUUGGAAAAGCCUUUGGAUCGGGAGCUGCAGGCAGUAUAUUCUCUGAUUGUAAAAGCCGAAGAUGAAGGUUCCCCUAGAAGGCUGUCUUCUACUGCUGUUCUUGUGGUUUCUGUUCUGGAUAUAAAUGAUAAUCCACCUGUUUUUGAGUAUAAAGAGUACAGUGCAACUUUAUCAGAAGACACAGUGAUCGGAACAGAGGUUCUGCAGGUUUAUGCUGCUAGCCGGGACAUUGAGGCCAACGCUGAAAUCACAUAUUCAGUAGUCAGUGGAAACGAACAUGGAAAAUUCAGUAUUGAUGCCAAAACAGGUGCUAUUUUUGUUAUUGGAAGUCUUGAUUACGAGAGUUCCCCUGAGUAUUAUCUGACAGUGGAAGCCACAGAUGGAGGGUCACCUUCCUUGAGUGAUGUUGUAACAGUGAAUAUAAAUGUAACAGAUAUCAAUGACAACACUCCAGUAUUCAGUCAAGACACUUAUACAGCAGUAAUCAGUGAAGAUGCUGAAGUUGAACAAUCAGUGAUCACAGUCAUGGCGGCUGAUGCUGAUGGGCCUUCAAACAACCACAUUCAUUACUCAAUUAUAGAUGGCAACCAAGGGAGUCCUUUCACAAUUGACCUGACCUUAGGUGAAGUCAAGGUGGCUAAACCUCUUGACAGAGAGAAGUUCUCAGGUUACACGCUGACAGUUCAAGCAUCAGACAAUGGGAAUCCUCCCAGAGUCAAUGUAACUACAGUCAAUAUUGAUGUAUCUGAUGUAAACGACAACCCGCCUGUAUUCUCGAAGGGGAAUUACAGUAUUAUCAUUCAGGAGAAUAAGCCUGUUGGGUUUAACAUCCAGCAGCUGUUAGUAACAGACAAGGACUCAUCCCACAAUGGGCCACCUUUCCUGUUCACCCUUGUGACUGGAAAUGAAGAUAACGCUUUUGAGAUUAACCAGCAAGGAAUCCUUGCAACUGCUAUUCAACUAAAGCGCAAAGUGAAGGAUCACUAUUUGCUUCAAAUUAAGGUGGCUGAUAAUGGAAGACCUCAGUUGUCAUCUUUGACGUAUGUUGAUGUCAGAGUCAUUGAAGAAAGUAUCCAUCCUCCAGCCAUUCUGCCCCUUGAAAUCUUCAUCACAGCCUUUGGGGAGGAGUAUUCUGGUGGUGUCAUUGGAAAAGUGCAUGCCACUGACCAAGAUGUGUAUGACACUUUAACCUACAGUUUGGAUCCCAAGAUGGAGUCCUCUUUCUCGGUCUCCAUUACAGGUGGCAAGCUGAUCGCUCACAAAAGGCUUGACGUUGGGCAGUACCUCCUGAAUGUUACUGUUACAGAUGGGAAGUUUACAACCUCUGCGGUCAUUACAGUUAAUAUCAGACAGAUCACUCAGGAGUUAUUGAAUCACAGCAUAGCCAUCCGGUUUGCCAACCUUGCCCCAGAAGAAUUCAUCGGUGACUACUGGCGCAAUUUCCAAAGAGCUUUACGGAGCAUCUUGGGGGUCAGAAGAAAUGACAUACAGAUAAUCAGCUUGCAACCCUCGGAUCCUCCAUCCAACCUGGAUGUCUUGCUGCUUGUUGAAAAGUCAGGUAGUGCUCAGUACCCAACCAGAGCCCUGCUCCAUAAGAUAAACUCUUCUGUGGCUGACCUUGAGGAGAUCUUAGGCGUCCGGAUACUGAAUGUUUUUCACAAGCUGUGUCAGGGCCUGGAAUGUCCUUGGAAGUUUUGUGAAGAAAAAGUGACAGUGGAUGAGAAUGCCAUGUCCACCCACAGCACAGCCAGGCUGAGUUUUGUCACCCCACAUCAUCGGAGAACUUCAGUUUGUCUUUGCAAAGAAGGAAGGUGCCCUGUUUUAAUUAGUGCAUGUGAAGGAAACCCGUGUCCUGAAGAUACAGAAUGUAUUGUGGAUCCUCAUGAAGGAACAUACACUUGCUUGUGUCAUGGAGGCAGUAUGUCCCAGUGUCCCGCAUCAGUUGGUCCAUCACUGACUUUUACUGGAAGCAGCUAUAUUAAAUAUCGCCUCAUGGAAAAUGAAAACAAGGAAGAAAUGAAGCUUACCAUGAGGCUUCGAACAUAUUCUGCCCAUGCAGUUGUCAUGUAUGCCAGAGGAACAGACUAUAGUAUUUUAGAGAUCCACCACGGAAGGCUGCAGUAUAAAUUUGACUGUGGGAGUGGUCAUGGAAUUGUGUCUGUGCAGAGCAUUCAAAUCAAUGAUGGCCAGUGGCAUUCAGUGUCUCUUGAAGUUGAUGGAAACUAUGCCAAGCUGAUCUUAGACAGGGUACACACAGCAUCUGGUAUAGCUCCUGGUACUUUAAGGACAUUGAACUUGGACAACUAUGUAUUUUUUGGUGGCCACAUUCGACAGCAGGGCACAAGGCACGGAAGGAGCCCACAGGUUAGCAAUGGCUUCAGAGGCUGCAUGGAUUCCAUUGUACUUAAUGGCCAAGAGUUGCCUCUAAACAGCAAGCCACGGAGUUAUGCUCACAUGGAAGAAUCUGUGGAUGUGUCUCCUGGAUGUUUACUGACUACUACAGGAGAUUGUUCAAGCAGCCCAUGCCAGAAUGGGGGCAUUUGUAGUCCGCUGCUCAAUGGAGGUUAUGACUGUAAGUGUACAGCUUUGUUUACGGGCACACACUGUGAUGUCAGCGUCAACCCAUGUGCUUCCAAUCCUUGUCUUUAUGGCGGGACCUGCAUCCCAGUUAACAAUGACUUCAUCUGUCAGUGCAGAGGACUGUACACAGGUCAAAGGUGUCAGAUUGGUCCAUAUUGCAAAGACAACCCAUGCAAAAAUAGUGGCAAGUGUAUUGACAGCUUAGAUGGGCCUGUUUGUGAAUGUGAAGCAGGUUUUCAUGGAGAAAGGUGUCUGACUGAUGUUGAUGAAUGCAUAGAAAACCCCUGCCAGAAUGGUGCCCUCUGUGAGAACACCUACGGUGCAUAUCACUGUAAUUGUAGCCAUGGAUUUGGAGGAAAACAUUGUGCUGACAUCCUUAAUAAAUACGUUUCAACUUCUUGGAACAUUGGUUUGGCAGAAGUCAUUGGAAUUAUCGUUUUCAUAGUGGGAGUCUUCAUCCUGGUUGGACUUUUUGUUGUCUGUCGCCAAGUAAUCAGGAGAAGAAAGAAGAAAAACCAGCCAGAACCUGAAGACAAACAUCUGGGAACAACAACACCUUUCUUACAAAGACCGUACUUUGAUUCAAAACUGAAUAAGAAUAUUUAUUCUGACAUUCCACCCCAGGUGCCUGUUCGCCCCAUUUCAUAUACUCCAAGCAUUCCGAGUGAUUCGAGGAACAAUCUGGACAGGAACUCUUUUGAGGGAUCCACUAUUCCAGAGCAUCCAGAGUUCAGUACUUUUAAUCCAGAUACUGUACAUGGCCAUAGGAAGGCUGUGGCUGUCUGUAGUGUAGCCCCGAAUUUGCCACCUCCACCGCCAUCUAACUCUCCAUCAGACAGUGACUCCAUACAGAAGCCCAGCUGGGACUUUGACUAUGACACUAAAGUGGUAGAUCUUGAUUCCUGCCUUUCAAAGAAGUCAUUGGAAGAAAAGGUCUCUCAGCCUUACAGCACUAGAGAAAGCAUGUCUGAGGUUCAGUCUCUUAGCUCAUUCCAGUCUGAAUCGUGUGAUGACAAUGCUUCCCUAGUGACAGUAAUUCACCUUGUCAAUGCAGUUGUUGACUCGGUGGGAAAAGAAGAAUCUUUUGCUGUUCCUGACCUGAGCAAUUCAAGAGCAUAUCACUGGGAUACCUCCGACUGGAUGCCAAGUGUCCAGCUUCCUGGCAUACAGGAGUAUCCAACUUAUGAGGUGGUGGAAGAGCCGGCACCCCUCUACACAGAUCCAAACUCCAUUGAUGCGGACUACUACCCUGGAGGCUACGACAUUGAAAGUGACUUUCCGCCUCCGCCAGAUGACUUCCCAGCUCCUGAUGACCUUCCACCGCUACCCCCGGAGUACAGUGAUCAGUUUGACUCAAUGCAGCAACCCAGAGACAUAUCUGCUGUAGGUAGCUUGGAGUCCUCUGCUAGGAGCAGGCAGAGGUUCAAUCUCAACCAGUACCUGCCCCAUCACUAUCCUUCAGACCGGUUGGAACCCCAAAACACAAGCAACGGAGUCUCCAGUAGUUACAGAGAACCCUAUGCCCCAUACUCUGUAGGGUACAAUAGAGACUUUGAAGCACUCCCCCUAGACAACAUGUCCAUGUCUGUGUAUGCUUCCACGGCUUCAUGCUCUGAUGUGUCAGCGUGCUGUGAAAUGGAGUCUGAAGUGAUGAUGAGUGACUAUGAGAGUGGAGAUGACGGACAUUUUGAAGAUGUGGUCAUUCCUCCACUCGAGCCUCAGCAACACACAGAAGUCUGACAACCUUCCUCAACAAAAAGUGCCUGGAUGUUAAUGAACUUUUUAAAAAAAAGGAUUCUAGAGCAAUCUCGGAGAGCUUAUUUUUUUCCCCCACCCUCUUCACGGCAGUGCUCGAGCGCUUCUGUUUCAGUGAGCUAAGACUGGCAUGGCUGCACUGGAUCAUGCAGCACAUUUCAGCGUAUUAACCAGUUUCUCCCAUUUCUUGACCGCCUGCAAAUUUAAUCGAUGACAGGUCUCCCAUUGGCUGUGCCAUUCCUGAAACUGUGUGUGUGUUUUUUCUUUUUCUUUUUGUACUUAAAUUGUCUAUGUUAAAGAAAUGAAGCAAAACACGUACCACUUCCUCAUCUUAGCAUGAUUAAUGUAUUUAUAUAGUUCCCAAAAAAUCAUUUUUUCUUAUCUCUUUUUGUAAAUGUUAUGUACAGUUUUGAUUUCUAUAGUUUUAACUAGAUUUUGUAGAUACUUUGCAGAUUUGUUUUCCUCGUGUGCCAUUAAGCCAAGCACACCUUGGGUUUUAUUACAUUCAGGAAUUCACUGUAUUUUAAUUUGUAUGAUCACACAGAUGUUUGGCAUUUCAUUUAUAGAUUUCAGUGUAAUCAUUUCUAAGUGUACAUAAUUUCCAGUUGUAAAAGGUAUCUGAUAAUUUUUGGGCAAAAAACCAACAUCACAGUGUCUUACAUAGCUUUCUGUAUUUGGAACAAUAUACACUUUUCUUUAACCGAAAAGUACUUUGGGGGCCCACUUGCAUACCUAUUUAGAACCAAAACCACCUUGGCACAGUUUUUAUAGUGUCUGUAUAUUUGUGAUGCAACGGUCUUGUAAAGGUUUUUACUGAAAUCUACCAUUAGCCAGUCUUUCUUACUGACAAUAAAUUAUUAAUAAAAUA
Messenger RNA from Heteronotia binoei (common prickly gecko), 14839 nucleotides. RefSeq names its product FAT atypical cadherin 1 (gene FAT1). Gene Ontology annotation, molecular function: calcium ion binding; cadherin binding. Gene Ontology annotation, biological process: calcium-dependent cell-cell adhesion; cell-cell junction assembly; cell morphogenesis. Bases 16 to 13956 code for a protein of 4646 amino acids. The transcript has 29 exons. The record is from RefSeq and is a predicted model, not a curated record. Gene Ontology annotation, cellular component: adherens junction; plasma membrane; catenin complex. Lineage: Eukaryota; Metazoa; Chordata; Lepidosauria; Squamata; Gekkonidae.